Molecule: messenger RNA, 1104 nt
Organism: Symbiodinium sp. CCMP2456
Lineage: Eukaryota; Dinophyceae; Suessiales; Symbiodiniaceae
Source: the annotation of a GenBank genome assembly
AUGGUCGCCUCCUUCAUCGGGGCCGGGUUUUGGUCCCUGGUGACGGACCGCCUCGGCGAGUACAAGCGCGUCUUGGUGGGGACGUCCCUGGCAGGUACCAUCCUCAUCUUCCUCUACCUGUUGCCGGGUGUGCAGGUCAGCUUCUGGUGGCUGGCUCUGGUUUGCGUUAGCUCCUCCUUCUUCCUCUCCACCGGAGGGGUCAUCAUCGAUGCCAUGUGCCUUUCAGUCUUGAAGGAGCAGGAGAGUGAAGAGCAGUAUGGCGACCAGCGCCUUUGGUGUGCCGUCGGAUGGGGCGGCAUGAGCCUCGUAGCAGGGCAGCUGAUCGACCUCCUCGGCAUAGGCUUCAUGUUCUGGGGCUUCGCCUCCAUUCAAGCCUGCUACCUGGCGGUCUGCUUGUGCUAUAUGCCCAUGCAGAAGCAGAAGCAGGAGAGCAGUGAGGAGCAGGUGACUCUCAAGCAGUUCUUGAACUUUGACGUGAUGUGGUUCUUCGCAAACCUCAUCAUCUAUGGCCUGGCUAUGUCAGUCGUUGAAUCCUUCCUUCUGGUCUUUCUGAAUGAGGACUUUGACAACGCGCCCAAGCUGCUGCUCGGAGCGAGCACGACCGUCAUGUGCAUCUUCGAGGUGCCGGUAUUCAAAUACAUUGAUCAUGUCUGGGCACGGCGGAAAGAAAGGCUCACGUCGGUGCUCAUGGCCUGCAAGCUUGUUCUGGCUUUCCGGUGCUUCUGCUACACCUUGCUUCCAGCUUCCAACCCAUGGCUAGUACUUUUGAUUGAGCCUCUGCAUGGCUUUACUUUCGCUGCAAUGUGGUCAGCGACCGUGGAGUACGGCCAGAGAAUCGCUCCCCCGGGCUGCGUGGCCCGCAUGCAAGCUCUGGUCAAUGGCAUCUACUACCAGGUUGCUAUGGGCAUCGGCACUGCCAUGUGGGGUCCUUUGGCGAUGGCGCCGCCCAAGGGGCUGGGAUUUCAAAACUGCUUUCGACUGGAUGCUGCAGGGAUUAUCAUCUGGGGCAUCAUCUGGCAGGCCGGCAUCCUCAUCAGACGCCGAAGCCAAGCGGCCAGGAGUGCUGGCGUCCCUGCCGAGCAGCCGCUUACAGAGGUCUCUUGA